Molecule: messenger RNA, 2271 nt
Organism: Rhodamnia argentea
Lineage: Eukaryota; Viridiplantae; Streptophyta; Magnoliopsida; Myrtales; Myrtaceae
Product: ARM REPEAT PROTEIN INTERACTING WITH ABF2-like
Exons: 21
Coding region: 1-2271 (756 amino acids)
Molecular function (GO): protein binding
Source: RefSeq, a predicted model, not a curated record
AUGGAGUCCACCGGCGACUGCGACCACGCGGAGGUGGACCCAUGGCGCAUCAGUCGCUCCUGGGCAGCGUUGGUCGAGCACCGUAUCACGACAGACUCCCCCGCGAGGUUGGUGUGCCUCGCGAUCGAGAUGGUCGGCGUCCUCAACCGCGCCCUCCCCUGGCGCAAUCCCGAAGAUCGCCUCAGAGCCCGCCUCAGAGCCAUAUAUACCCUCUCUGAACUCGCCCAGAAGGGGAAGUGUGUGGACGAGAUGGUUGAGAAUGGAGUGAUUCCUGCUUUAGUGAAGCAUUUGCAGGCGCCGCUCCCUUCGGUAGAAGGGGACAAUUGCGAGAAGUCUCACAAGCAUGAAGUCGAGCGGGCGAGUGCAUGGGCUCUGACAUUGCUUACUGCGAAGCCAGAGCAUCGGCAACUCAUAGUUGAUGGUGGUGCCUUAUUCCAUCUACUCAAUCUGUUGAAGCGGCACAAAGCAGGCUCUAGUUCACAGUCUCUGAAUGGUCUUAUUCGAUGCGCAGCCAGGGCUAUUUCAGAGCUUGUUCGAGGUAAUAGCAGGGCCGGCAUCCUUGUAAGGAUGGGAGGUGGUAUUCUACUACUUGUUAAGUUGCUAGAUGCCGAUGACAUAUAUGUGCGAGGAGCAGCUGCUAAGGUGUUGCGCUUGCUCGCUUGGGAAAAUAAAGAGACUGGGAAUCAGAUUGUGGAUUGUGGUGCUCUUCCAAGCAUCGUGUUGAUACUCAAAUCUGACAAUGCGGACAUACACAUUAAGGCGGUUGCAUUGAUUAGUGUUCUGUUGUCUUCAUCUUCAAAUUUAAAGAAAGAUGUGCUGGCUGCUGGAGCUUUGCAACCUAUUAUUAGAUUGCUCAGUUCCAGCUGUGUUUUUAGCCAGAUGGAGGCAGCUCGCUUAGUUGAACUAUUUGCUGCUGUUGAUCCGGAUUGUUCUCUGGCUAUCGUUCAGAGGGGUGCAGUACGUCCACUUAUUGAGAUGCUUCGAUCUCCUGAACUCAAAGCAAGGGAAUUGUCGGCUUCUGCUCUGUCGACAUUGGCUCAGAACUCAGACACCCAGGUUGGUAUUGCUCAUGAGGGCGGCUUACUGGCGUUACUGGGACUUCUAGAUUCAGAAAGUGAAUCAUUGCAGUGUGUCGCUAUACGUGCUCUUCAUACUCUAUUGGAUACUGAGGAUAACGUGUCAGAUUUUAUAACUAUUGGUGGAUUUCCGAAGCUACAGAGAGGAGAAUUCACUGCCCAGGCCACAAAGAUUCAUGUCGAAGGAACAGUGAAGAAAUUAGAGCAAAAGAUUCGAGGCCCAGUCUUCAAACACUUGUUGCUUUUAAUGCGUGCAUCAGAGAAUAAUACCAUCCAAGGAAGAGUGGCUGUAGCCCUUGCACAUCUUUCCCACCCAACCAAUCAACGGAUGAUUUUUAUUGACAAUAUUGGGUUGAAAUUGCUCCUUGGGUUGCUUACUUCUUCGUGUCCCGAGGAGCAAGUUGAUGGUGCACUAGCAUUAUUCAAGUUGGCUAACAACGCAAUUGUCAUUUCACCUGCAUAUGCAGAUUCACCUCCUCCAGCACCGCGAGUCUAUCUGAGCGAGCAGUAUGUGAACAAUGCUAUGCAAUCUGAUGUAACCUUUUUGGUUGAAUCCAGACAAUUCUAUGCACACAGAAUUUGCUUGUGUGCUUCUUCAGAUACAUUCUGUGCAAUGCUUGAUGGCGCUUAUAAGGAGAAGGAUACAACUACCAUAGAGAUUCCAAACAUAAGAUGGGAGACUUUUGAGUUGAUGAUAAGGUUCAUGUACUCUGGAUCAGUUGAAAUUACGCCAGAUAUUGCACCGGAGCUUCUUAGAGCUGCUGAUCAGUAUCUCAUUGAAGGACUAAAGCGACUCUGCGAGAGUGCCGUUGCGCAGGAAAUCUCCAUGGAAACUAUUUCAACUAUAUAUGAACUCUCCGAAGAUUUCCAUGCGACAUCAUUGAGGCAUUCGUGCGUCUUGUUUAUCCUGGAGCAUUUCCAUGAAUUCAGGCAUCGGUACUCUCACCUAAUGCAAGGAACUGUGUCAGCAAUCCGUGAUCAUUUUUCUGCAAGUGGGUCCUCACCUAUGAUGGCCUCGUCAGGGAUGUACCUUCCCCAGAACCAAUGCGCCUUCUACGCUCUGUUCAUCUCUUCGAUCGGCACGUUCUUCGUCUCGGGCAAGAAGAAGAAUAUGAAGAUGGUCAUUAUGACAACGAAGCCGCCGAAGAAGAAGAGGCCGAACUUCAGGGCGCAGAGCAUGGAGAGGAACCCCUGA